UGCUUAAGCUCAGACUCAGAACAAUCAAAUUAAUUAGCAAGAAUGACCAUCACAAAUACGCAAGACGAUCUCCUUUCCAUCUCUCGAGGAUUCCAGACGCAACCACAGGUUCUCAAUCCUGUAGAAUGCAAAGUCAUUGGCAAGAUCCCCAGUUACGUUCAAGGCGCUCUUUAUCGAGCUGGUCCAGGUACCAUGCAUGUCGACCAGGUUGACGGCAAGAGAUAUGAGAUUCAGCACUGGUUUGACGGUCUGGCUCAGAUCCACCGUUUCGAGAUCGACAACGAAAAAGUCACCUACAGAUCUCGUAAUACAGCAACUGCCUUAGAGGAGACAAUCCGUCAGGGCGAGAACCGCGGCAAUUCUUUUGCCCAAGAUGUGUGUCAGGUUGUAUUUUCAAAGUCGUCAACCGUGAUGAAAGAGAUUCGAAAAGAAGAUCUCAACCCACUCGAGAUGUCCAACGUCGGUGUCGUGGUCGCUGUGGACUUCCCAGGUGUUCAAAACCCUGAUGUCGUUACAAUCUUUACUGACCACGUGAAGAUUCAAAACCUUGACUGGAAGACGCUUGAGCCACAGAGUCUCUAUACAUACGAAAAAUUCAACCCCAAGUUUGCAGGAAUGACGAGUGCCGCCCAUCCUUGUGUUGACGCCGCCAAGAGGGAAACUUGGCAAUUCACAACAGUGUUGGGUCCUCGGUCCGGAUAUAACAUUAUCACCUUCUCUGAUGAGAACCCUGAAGGAGAACUGGUGGAAUUUUUGGAAGGUCCUCCAGCAUACAUCCAUUCAUCCUUCAUCACCGAAAAUUAUUUUGUGCUUGCUGUACCUCCGCUCUAUGUAAACGGUAUGGAAAUGAUGCAAAAACGUAACGUGGCUCAGUCUCUUCGUUUUGACGAAAGCGCACCAUGUGCAUUCUAUGUUUUUGAUCGUGCUGCCAGAAAGCAUGUUGCAACCUAUCACGCCCCAUCAUUUUUUUUCUUCCAUUCCAUUAACAGCUAUGAAAAAGACGGUGCUUUAAUUCUGGAUGUUUUGGGCUAUGACGAUGGGUCAAUCGUGCAGGCCCUCUACUUCGCCAAUUUGCGCAAGAAAAUCCCAAGUAUAGAAAAAGCGACACCACAGCACACUCGAAGAUAUGUCCUUAGUGAUAUUGCUUCUGUCGAAUCACCCAAGGACAUUCAACAAGCUACUUUCUCUACCUUGGCAAAGGGUGCUUACCCAGAACUUCCUCGUAUCAACGAUAGCUACUUUGCAAAGUCUUACACUUUCUUUUAUGCUAUUAAUCUUUACGAUCCCAAUGCUAUCCAAGCCACCCUUGGCGACAGUUUGUGCAAAGUGAAUGUGAAAACCGAAGAUUACUGGGUUUGGAAGGAAGACCACUGCCUACCUGGAGAGCCAAUCUUUAUUGCCAAUCCUGAAGGUACCGAGGAAGAUGAUGGUGUGCUCUUGUCUGUGGUACUAGACGAAGCUAAGGGAGCAAGUUUCUUACUUGUUCUUGAUGCCAAGACCAUGAAAGAAAUCGCUAGAGCAGAAACGAACAGUGUAGUGCCUUUUGGCUUUCACGGUGCUUUCAAAGCAUAG
Molecule: messenger RNA, 1572 nt
Organism: Umbelopsis ramanniana AG
Lineage: Eukaryota; Fungi; Mucoromycota; Umbelopsidomycetes; Umbelopsidales; Umbelopsidaceae
Exons: 3
Coding region: 43-1572 (509 amino acids)
Biological process (GO): carotene catabolic process
Molecular function (GO): carotenoid dioxygenase activity
Source: RefSeq, a predicted model, not a curated record